Messenger RNA from Pieris macdunnoughi, 825 nucleotides. Lineage: Eukaryota; Metazoa; Arthropoda; Insecta; Lepidoptera; Pieridae. The record is from the annotation of a GenBank genome assembly.
AUGGUUUCCGGUGAUGAUUUCAAUGGUGGCAGAUUACCGCGAAAAACAACUAGAUCUCCGAAUAGAAAAUCAAAGAAGGUUGAUGCAGAUGUAGUAAAAGGAUCAGCGUUGCGAAAUGAAUCGCAACCCUCUGUCCACAAAAGAAACCUCUACGUGGUUUCCUUUCCGAUUAUUAUUCUCUUCAACCUGUUACGAUCCAUUUUAUAUCAGUUAUUUAUAAUUUUCAAAUAUUUGUAUUCUGCAUCACAUCGGUUUAUCCAUAGGCCUCGUAAAAGUGGUGAGUGCAAUUUGGAAGUGGUUGUUAAAGACGGGAUUAUAUCGACAGAAAUUGUCCACGCUGAAGAAAUGCCGUAUACAAAUAAUGUUGGACCAGGAGAUCCAUUACUAGCCAAACAGAAGCAUCAUCAUCGCAAGGCUUUUGAAUACAUAUCGAAAGCAUUGAAGAUAGAUGAGGAAAAUGAAGGUCAAAAAGAACUAGCCAUAGAAUUAUAUAAAAAAGGGAUCUAUGAAUUGGAGCGCGGUAUUGCUGUGGAUUGCUGGGGAGGUCGUGGAGAUGCAUGGCAAAGAGCUCAAAGACUACAUGAAAAAAUGAAAACUAAUCUGGGAAUGGCAAAAGACCGGUUACAUUUUCUUGCCAACCUUGUGGCCCUGAGUAAAUUGGGGGUUGAAACUGAGCCUGAGAGGAGUGAAAAAAAACCUAUGGAGUCCCCAUUUAAGGCGAGAAGGCCACUAGAGAAGUCGAAGACGACACUGCUAGCGCAUACAGAAAGUAACAGUGGUCAAACGAAGCCACCAACUGAAGGUAGAAUACCACACUAUACUUAG